Cylicostephanus goldi is the source of this 363-nucleotide messenger RNA. The record is from the annotation of a GenBank genome assembly. NCBI's taxonomy places the organism in Eukaryota, Metazoa, Nematoda, Chromadorea, Rhabditida, Strongylidae.
AUGACGGCGGAGGGCCAUAACGUCGAUGCGAACCUUUUGAGUAUAGGUCGCGAUCACGGCCAUUACUUCUCGAAAAAGACAUUUGGCAAGCCGACGUACUGUCACCAUUGUUGCGAUAAAAUAUGGGGUAUGCUAACGCAAGGAUACGCUUGCGAAGCUAUCCGUUAUUUAGUCUGCAACUUUGUGUGCCACGAGAAAUGCCUGAAAACCGUCGUUUCCUACUGUAGCGGGGUAGCAUUGCAACUUAUCAAGAAUCCGGUUGCUCAUACGUGGUCGCAGCCAGGCUUGAUCAAGCGGAAGUUUUGCUGCGUCUGCCGAAAGCGUACCGAUGAAGCAUUGUCGUUAGAAUGUGAAGGUGGGUAA